Molecule: messenger RNA, 2305 nt
Organism: Pecten maximus
Lineage: Eukaryota; Metazoa; Mollusca; Bivalvia; Pectinida; Pectinidae
Exons: 2
Coding region: 1002-1976 (324 amino acids)
Biological process (GO): DNA recombination; DNA integration
Molecular function (GO): DNA binding
Source: RefSeq, a predicted model, not a curated record
UACAUUUGGUGUGGCAAUGCCCUUAUAUAUUACUAGUAAAUCCCUACCAAAAGCAGCUUCAUCUAUGAGAGUAUAACUGAAGUUGCCCUGAGGGCGUAUAAAUAUCUCACUUGCAAAAAAUGUAAACAAAGAUGGCCGCCAUACAUUGUAAAGUCACAUUGACAUGAGAUUUUAAUAAAUUCUGAAUAAAUAUGUUGUGGCAACCAUCAAAUUAUAUUUUGUUUUUAUUUGGCAAAAUAAUAACAUAUAUUAAAUAAAAAAUUCAAUCCAAUAAAUGAAAAAAAUAAUAAAAUCCCAAAACCCAAGACCAAGAAAAUUGGGUUCUGGGUAAAUACACUGUUGUCGUCUGCUAGCUGCUGCUGCUGAGAAUGGCUGAUCAACAGAACCUUGCAAUUGGUAACUUUAAGAUGGAAAUACCUGAAUGUUUAAAAGACAACGACAGUAUUUCAAGUGAAGGCGAUGAUAUAUUGAGCAACAUGAACAUGGCAGAAUUAGAUCUUCUUGGAGAACUGAUUGGAAUUGAUCAUGAUGAAUCCCUCCAAGAAGCACUAGCCAGCAUCCAUGACCAUGGAGAAUCAGAUUCAACAUGUAGGCCUACACUCGAACCUGCCAAGCAUGAAGUUGAAAUGGAUGAAGACUUUGUGGAACCAAAACCAAAAAGAUUUAAACAUGUGACAACAGAAGAUAUUGAAAAGUUGUUCGAGGAGAGACAAGCCCCUAGUACAAAGAAAAACACAGCCUAGGGAUUAAAAAUAUUUCAAGAGUGGAACAAGGAGACAACAGGGAGGGAGUUAAACCUGGGUACAGUUUCCGAAGAAGACCUUGCUGAAAGCCUCAGUAAAUUUUACUGUGAAGUGCGGCCAGCCCCCAAAAGUCAAGACCAAGACAAUAUUGAGAAUGUGUACCAUAGAAACAGUCUCAUCAGCAUCCGAGCAGCAAUAAACCGACAUUUGUCUGAUAUUCACAGAAACAUUGAUAUCGUCAGGGAUAAACAAUUCAAAAUGUCCAACGGAAUACUAGAUGGCCUUCUUAAACAGAGAAUGAGACUCGGCCUUUCCAAACCGGUGACGCACAAAGAGAUUAUAGACCAAGAUGACCUGGAGAAAAUUGCAGCUUAUUUUGAAGAAGCGCCCAACUCACCAGUGAUUUUACGACAAUAUGUGUGGUAUACACUCGCAGUUCAUUUCGUGUCGAGAGGAAUGGAGUUCCACCAUCAGCUGAAGCUGGAUUCCUUCAUCUUUGAAGGCGACAACUCUGAAGAGUUUGCUACAAUGUCGCACGAAACACAACAAAAAAAUAUGCAGGGUGGCCUGACACAUGCUGGUGGGGAUGGGGGGAAGCGUAUGUAUGCACAUUACGACAACGCUACGUGUCCAGUUAAAAUGCUAAAAAUGCUAAUGGAAAAAACUGACCCUACUGCUACGAGUCUGUUCAACCAGUUUGACAAAAGCGCGUCACUGAAACCAAAGGAAAGUGCGAUAUGGUACACCAGUAAAGGUCUUUCAAAGCGUACUUUCGCGAAAUUCUUGUCAGACAUAUGUGUAGCAGCGAAGGUCGUGAAGAAAUACACACCUCAUUGUCUGCGAGCAACAGCGAUACAGUUCCUGAAUGACGAAGGAUACGAGGCACGACAUAUAAUGUAUAUGAGUGAUCAUAAAUGCGAGUCGUCGCUCAGAUCGUACAACAGAAAUGUAGCCACUCACCAGAAAAAGUCGCUCAGCUCGUCGUUGUCCGCCAUUAUCCAACCCAAAGCGAAACUUGGCGAGGUCUCUCAAUCCGAUGAAUUGAGUGCGGUCGCUGCCGUUAGAACAGUGUCUCUGCCCGUGCAGAACUCGUCGGCAUCUUCUGCAUUAGUCCCCAGUAACAACUGUCUGUCCCAAGUGUCUGUGAGGUCAACACACAACUUCACUCCUGGGUUUUUCGCGAAUUCCACUUUCUCGGGUUGCAUUAUCAACAUCAACCGACCGGAUUGCUAACUGGGUCAACCUAAUCACCGCGGACUAUGUAAACCGCAGAAUGAGUGCACCGAAUAUAGGCCGCACUGCUACAGUUGUUAACAUGUUCUAUGACACUUCAAUAGUUAUUGUAUGAAUGUGAUUUGUUUUUCAAUAUUGAAUUAAAUAUGUUCUAAGUAUUAAAACAAAUGAAUAUAAAAAGAUAGCGUUGUUUCGUCUUUUCAAAUAGUGUAGGAAAUUGCGCGUGACGUCAGCUGUUACUUGUGCGCCGUUCUAGAUAUUCACCUGACCUGACGGUAGAAAGCGGGAAAUUUGAAUUUUGGAAGAUUUUUUCAUAUUUUUUUAUCUUU